Cucurbitaria berberidis CBS 394.84 is the source of this 1776-nucleotide messenger RNA. RefSeq lists its product as uncharacterized. The record is from RefSeq and is a predicted model, not a curated record. The transcript is spliced from 4 exons. Lineage: Eukaryota; Fungi; Ascomycota; Dothideomycetes; Pleosporales; Cucurbitariaceae. Bases 279 to 1556 code for a protein of 425 amino acids.
CUGGGUCUUGGAUGUAGUAACGGUCAUUUCUUGUAUCGGUAUCCUUGUUUCUCAUGAUACUUAUACUUUGGCUUCAUUCUUGAAAUGCCUAUUAUUUGCGCGCGUUUUAUACUCAGCCACUCUUAGGCAGCUUCAUCACGGACCAGAGUGGUUUAUCCUACUACUGCUUCAACAAACAGUAUAUGAUCAGCGAUAUUAUGUUUAGUGCUAUACCUUGAAGAGCUUCCCAUUUCCUCGAACGCCCCUGGACACGGUUGCAUGUCUUUACAUCGACAGCUAUGGUCUCGCAAGGCUUCGAAAAAAGCUUCCAAAGGCAACUCGCGAGUCAGUCAUGGACAUUGUACGGCAUUGGAAUGUUCAUAAUAUGUACGCGAACGUUCGCACGAUGGCGUCGAGUACGAAGCCUGAGCCAAUUCGCAGCAGACGAUUGGAUUAUGAUUACAGCCGUACCUCUAUUCUAUACGGGCCUUGUAGUUUGUUUAAAUGUUAUUGCGACGGGAGGUGGCAGCAAUCUGUUUCCACCAGAGCAGUUCUCUUCGUUCACACAAGAAGACAUUGAGGAGCGGAUAAAAGGAUCCAAGAUUGUCAUCGUCUCAGAGCAGUGCAUGCUGAAUGUUAUCUGGACACUCAAAGCAUGCAUGCUUUUCAUGUUGGCGCGUAUGGCUUCAGGAACAAGACAUAUCAAAUGGAUCCGUUUCGCCGCAGCGUGGGUUAUAGUCGGCUGGGUCGCGGUACAGAUCGCUUUCUUCGCUGCAUGCCGGCCUUUCAGAGGAUACUGGGGCAUGCCACCCUCGAAUCCUCAAUGCACGACCCUCGAACACUUUGCGAUAGUUCAGGCUUGCUUCAAUCUCAGUAGCGACUUGCUGAUUAUAGCCAUUCCGAUUCCCAUCGUCGUCGCGCUAUCUCUUCCACUCAAACAAAAGCUCGGGCUAGGCUUGCUGUUCAGCAUGGGUACCUUCGUCAUUAUCGCAGCCAUCUUAACGAAAGUUUAUAACCUUUCCGACGUCUAUGAUACCGCAUAUAUGCUGUGGUACACACGCGAAGCCUCCGUUGCUGUUUAUGUCGCCAACCUACCUGGGAUCUGGCCCCUCUUGCGUGAACACAUCCGAGUCCUACGUGAUCAUUCGAACAGCUAUAUCACUGGUGCUUCAAAAACACCGAAAUAUGGGUACGGGUCUCAGUAUGGAAAUCUAUCGAAAGGUCCGCGUAGCCGCGUACGCACAUCCACAAACCUCGAAUCGGACGAAAUCGAGCUGGGUGUGAGUUAUGAUCAAUCGGAUGUACAGAGUCUACAUUCGAAUGAGAAAUCGAAGGCUGAUGAGAGGGCGAAUCCGUUUAUGAGUAUUACGAUCUUGGGGAGACCAAGUCAGGAUAGUGAUGAGCGGGCGCUGAAUGAGGCGACCAACGGCUGGAAGCAAUUGGAUGUCAUGGAAGUGCAAGUCGAUACGAAGGUUGAAAUACACAGAGAUAGUUGGGAUGGGUCGAAGAUGGAAGCGGGGCAGUCGAGAGUAGUGAAGAUUGAGGGGCCAGAGGGAGUAGUUGUUGGGAGGAGGUGAUGAAGCUCACUAAUGCCAUUGAGCGCUCAAUUAUAUUUAGCGGUACCUUCUUAUGAGUGCAUGUUAUGCUUUAAAAGAAUGCGAUUAGGUGAUUAGAUGCCAGACGCUUUCCGAUCGAUGCUCUAUAUCGGCUUUUGAAGAUACUUGCGCAAAACUGUUGUUUCCCGGCAAGAAGGACUGGCUUUUGGCUUUGGGUGUCAAAUUAAACAGGAAAUUUGAG